AGAAUUGUAUUUAGCAUCUUGUUCAGGUAGUAGCUCUGAUGGAGAUGAUGUAUCGCCACGUGAAAAAGUUCAAAAGAAUUCAGAUGGUAUAUCGGACUUCUGUGUUCGUAAUAUCAAUCAACAUGCAUUUGGGAGGCGUGAGAUAGAAAUUGCGGAACAAGAAAUGCCUGGAAUAAUGGCUUUACGGAAAAGGGCAUCUGAUGACAAACCCUUGAAAAAUGCCAAAAUUGUAGGAUGCACGCAUAUAAAUGCUCAGACUGCUGUUUUGAUUGAAACUUUGGCUGCUCUGGGUGCUAGUUUGAGAUGGGCAGCAUGCAAUAUUUAUUCCACUCAGAACGAAGUUGCUGCUGCUCUCGCCGAAGCUGGUUUUUCUGUUUUUGCUUGGCGUGGCGAGACAGAAGAAGAUUUUUGGUGGUGUAUUGAUAAAUGUGUGAAUGCCGACAACUGGCAGCCGAACAUGAUCUUGGAUGAUGGUGGGGAUGCUACACACCUCAUGUUGAAAAAAUACCCCACAAUGUUCAAACUCAUUAAAGGUAUCGUUGAAGAGAGCGUUACUGGUGUUCAUCGGCUCUAUCAGCUAUCAAAAGGUGGAAAACUUACCGUCCCAGCUAUGAAUGUUAAUGACUCAGUGACAAGGAGGCUGAAAUUUUCUACCCUGUAUAUAUAAUACCCAUUGAAAUUUUUUUGUAGUCUGAAGCGUUCGACUGACGUAAUGUUUGGAGGGAAACAGGUUGUCAUAUGUGGUUAUGGAGAAGUGGGAAAAGGUUGUUCCCAAGCUCUCAAAGGUUUUGGAUGUGUUGUUUACGUCACAGAAAUAGACCCGAUCUGCGCUUUACAAGCAAGCAUGGACGGCUAUCGAGUUGUUAAGUUAAACGAAGUAAUUCGAAAUGUAGAUAUUGUCAUUACUGCAACGGGUAACAAAAAUGUUGUUACUAGAGAACACAUGGACAAAAUGAAAAAUGGAUGUAUUGUUUGUAAUAUGGGACAUUCUAACACAGAAAUUGAUAUAAAUAGUUUAAGAACCCCGGACCUAACUUGGGAGAAAGUCAGAUCUCAAGUGGAUCAUGUUAUAUGGCCUGAUGGCAAGAGGAUUAUUCUUUUAGCCGAAGGUCGCCUAGUCAACCUGAGUUGUUCAAGUUUGCCUUCAUUUGUUGUUUCUAUCACUUCCGCUACUCAAGCUUUGGCCCUGAUCGAAUUAUUCAAUGCUCCUUCAGGAAGGUACAAAUCAGACGUCUACCUUCUUCCAAAGAAAAUGGACGAGUAUGUGGCUAGCCUACAUCUGCCUACUUUUGAUGCCCAUCUUACAGAGUUGAGUGAUGAGCAAGCUAAAUAUAUGGGGUUGAAUAAAGCAGGUCCAUUCAAGCCUAAUUACUAUAGGUAACAUGUUUUUUUCAUGAAUUUCAUU
Molecule: messenger RNA, 1405 nt
Organism: Leptinotarsa decemlineata (Colorado potato beetle)
Lineage: Eukaryota; Metazoa; Arthropoda; Insecta; Coleoptera; Chrysomelidae
Product: putative adenosylhomocysteinase 3
Source: RefSeq, a predicted model, not a curated record